Teleopsis dalmanni is the source of this 648-nucleotide messenger RNA. RefSeq lists its product as uncharacterized. The record is from RefSeq and is a predicted model, not a curated record. The transcript has 3 exons. Lineage: Eukaryota; Metazoa; Arthropoda; Insecta; Diptera; Diopsidae. The coding region runs from base 1 to 648 and encodes 215 amino acids.
AUGGAAACUACUACAAGACAAGCUCAAACGAUUCAAGAAACACAAAGUAUUAGCCAAUCAUGGCAGCAACUAUUACGAACUCAUACACAAGAAGUUUUGGUAAAAGACACCAUUCAACAAGAACAAAUAUCGCAGUUACAUCUAGAGAAAGUUGGUUCUCCCCGUCUGAUUAGAAAAGAACCAUCCAGUUCGGGAAAUCGGAAACAAGUAAAAGACCGAAAAUCUAGCACAGAAUUACCAAGUCAAGAAACACCAGGUCAACGGAACAUAGAACUUAACACAGAAUUACAAAGCCAAGAAACACAACGACAGCAAAACUCAGAACCUGACAGACAGUUACGAAUUCGAAGCCAAGAAUGUCGAGCACAAGUUUCAAUUAAUCGCGUCAGGCAACAGGAACAACUGCCACCUCAGGAGAAAUUUAACGUAGAUCAACCGAAGGCAAAAGGAACCAAGUCACCAACGUUAGUAAGACAAUGUUAUGUCGAAACUGAGAUUCCAAAUAGUAAUCAAAAUCGUCAGCAGCAAUUAAGACCUUUAGUUAUACUUAAACAAAAAGAUGACAAUCAUAACAUCAAAGACCAAGACGAUUUCUACAAGAUUUACAAGAGUCCAAAGAAACGAAAGAGAAAUCGUGCCUCAGUCUAA